Molecule: messenger RNA, 2495 nt
Organism: Corticium candelabrum
Lineage: Eukaryota; Metazoa; Porifera; Homoscleromorpha; Homosclerophorida; Plakinidae
Product: interferon-induced helicase C domain-containing protein 1-like
Exons: 2
Coding region: 59-2152 (697 amino acids)
Cellular component (GO): cytoplasm
Molecular function (GO): ATP binding; nucleic acid binding
Source: RefSeq, a predicted model, not a curated record
ACUUGAUAAUACGGUAGAGAGACCAAAACUUGCGUCUGCCUCAAAUGAUCCUCUACUAAUGGAAGAUAAGAUGAUGGCAAGAACAGAGACAGUCAGAGUUGCAAGCGUCACAAAAAAUCUUGCUGCUUUGUCUGUCAAUUACAAACUUCGACCGUAUCAGAAAGAGUUGCUUUUGAAAAUAAAGGAAGCUGAAGGAAAGGGUUGUAAUGCAAUUGUUUGUGCUCCAACGGGUAGUGGGAAAACUCUUGUAGCUGCAAGUUACUGUGCUGAUGUGAUCAUGAGAACACGAGGCAAAUCUCCUGCUGGAGAAGAGAAUAAAUGUGUUUACUUUAUUGUGCCAACAGUUCAUCUUGUUCAUCAGCAAGCUAAGUUUAUAAGAAGCAGUGUGGAGAAUUGUCGUGUUGGUCAAUUAGCUGGUGAUGUAAUGGAAACAACGCUUUGUGAACAGACAAAUAUCAGUGAUGUUGUAGUGAUGACACCAAUGAUUCUAGUGAAUGCCAUGAAGGAGAAGAAUCCUCAAGUGAAGUUAUCUGAUGUGUCUUUGAUUAUUUUUGAUGAAUGUCAUCACACAGAAAAAGAGCAUCCAUACAUGCAUGUUAUGGACAUUUAUUUCAAGGAAAAGUUUGAUUACAGUGAAGCAGGACAUGCUCUACCUCGUGUGUUAGGCAUGACAGCAACUUUAGGUGUUGGAUCAACCAGCACUCAAAGAGAUGCCCAAAGUCAUGUGCUGACAUUGUGUGCAAACUUGGAUGCACCUGAAAUUGUCAAAGUGAUGGAGAACUGUGAUGAUCUGUAUCAGUAUGUUUCUGACCCUGACACUGAGCUGCUGUCUGUGGGCAAACGUCCAAUGGAAGAUCCAUUCUGUUUAGCAACUACAAAGAUUAUGACAGGAAUACGAAGAAAAACAGGGAUGUUGGAAAAGCCAUAUGAUUAUGGAUCAGAUGAGUAUGAGACAACUAUCCACCAACAUCGUAAACUAUUGGAAGAGAAGGGAGAUUAUGAGUCUCUUUUUUAUGUGAAGAUGUUGAUUAGUUUUAAUCGAGCUUUACAAGUAUAUCAAGAUAUGGGGAAGGUUGAAGCGUUAGAUUGUCUUUGUCGAGCAUUUGGUGAUGUGGUCACAGAAGCUGAAGGUCAAUCCAAGUUGGUAGGAUUGAUCCAGAAAGAACGACAGAACAAUGUUGAUCGACUGCAACAGUUAGAAUCAGUAAGUUCACUGCCCAAUCCAAAGCUAAAUGUUCUGAAGUGUUGUUUGCUGAAAGAAUUUCAGACAUCUGAGAAAGCCAAAGGAAUGGUUUUUAUGAAGACACGUGAGCUCACCUCCUAUCUUGUGCAGUGGAUCAAGAAUCAUGAUGAACUGAAUACAAUCAUUACUCCAGUACGUUUGGUAGGUGAAGGCAGUGAAUUCAAAGAUCAGAUCACAAAAGCUGAACAGCUUCAAGCAAUUUGUAGCUUUGACUCUGGAUACUGCAAUCUGUUAGUUGCAACAACAAUAGGGGAAGAAGGGCUGGAUAUUCCAGAGUGUAAUUUUGUUAUUCGUUAUGAAAUUGUGACGAGUGAAGUUGGAGAAGUACAAGCACGAGGUCGAGCUCGUGUUCGUGUCCGUUCUAGUCACUUUGUGGAAAUUGUCACUCGUGGAUCAGUCAACGAAUCUCAUGCAAGAGCUAACAAGUACAGAGAGAAGAUCAUGAAUGAGGCAUCUAAUGUCGUUGCAGUUUUAGAUGAAAUGCACAGACGACAAAUUGAGAGACGCAAACAUUUGGACAUAAAGGCAGAAAAAUUAAAAGUGAAACGAGAGGGCAGCAAAGCAGCAGAUGUUCAUCUGACAUGCAAGCAAUGUGGCAUUAAUGUGUGCCAAGGAUCAGAUAUUAUACGAAUUGAGGCUAACUAUGUGGUACCUGGUGACUGUUUGAAUGCAAAGAUGACAAUACAUCGAACAGAGAGUAAUCAUAUGUACAACAAAGUUGGCAAGAUCUACUGCAGGGAUUGUGGUGCCAACUGGGGUGUGCUGACAACUUUUGAAAAUGCUAAAGAUUUGCCUUCAUUGAAGUGCCUGAGCUUUCUUUUUAACAUAUCAGGCAAGACAAAAGCUUUUAAGAAAUGGAAGCAUGUACCAUUUGAGGUGUAUGAAGGCAGUGAAGAUGACUUGUACUAGUCAAGUUAGUGUUAAUGCACAAGAUUUUAUUUACUGUUAGUAUGCCAAACUCAUCAAAUGGUGAACGUGCUAACAUUACCAUGUAAGGUAGAGCAGAGAAGGUGAAAACAAAAGACGUCAAUUUCAAUGUGUGUGGGCAUACUUUCAGUUCUACUUUCAUCACAUUUAGAAGUCUUCUUUUACACUUUCACUGAAAAUAUAGAAGUUGUAUAAAAGUGUUUAACUUGAUUUUGUUUAAUAGCUAGUGUACACAUUUGGUGACACUUGCACAGAUACAGUAGGUUAGACAAACAUUGUAGACUUAUUUGAAGUGUGGGUAGAGCGUUCCCUACUAGAAGGAAGU